Trichoderma gamsii is the source of this 279-nucleotide messenger RNA. RefSeq lists its product as hypothetical. NCBI's taxonomy places the organism in Eukaryota, Fungi, Ascomycota, Sordariomycetes, Hypocreales, Hypocreaceae. Bases 1 to 279 code for a protein of 92 amino acids. The transcript has 2 exons. The record is from RefSeq and is a predicted model, not a curated record.
AUGAAGAGAAUCUUCGAUGGGCUCGGUAGAUGUGCAACUGUAGAGAUCUCUGCGGCCAUUGGAGAUGUGCUAGCCUAUCUGAACAGACAGCUCUCACUCCGACGUUCGGACUUCAUUGACGAGGACAUCCAAGAGAAGAUCAGGGAUGCAGUGCCCAAAGCUGCUGGUGGAAGCUUCGCCUUCGCAGUAUCUCACACAGAUACAAUUACGAAUCAGCCUUCGAGAGAAAAGGUUGAGGAAGCCCUGCUGAAACUAGGCAAAUGGAUAGAAGGGCCAUAG